GGGCUACACUUAAAACACGGAAAUGUUAUAGCACUGGUUCAUCAGUGAACACAGAUCAGCUGCUUUCCUGUUGUUUGGAGGUGGUGAGAGGGAAAUGUCGGUGGGAGUGACGAAACUACCGAAGCGCAAAUAAAGCCGGGUGAUUGUCAGAAACUCGCCGCCGUCUCAUUUCUUAACGUGACUGACAAAUGGCGUUCCUACGGAGUAACCUGGCGCCUGUGGUGUUUUGCGCGCAGGUCGCCAGCUCGUUUUUCGACACCGGCCUCCAGUUGGUUGUAAAGCAACGGUACGAGAAUACCACACACCCUGCAGCCGGAGGAGACCAGCCGCAAAAGUCCAUCGCAUACUUUUACAUGAUCUUUAACAUCUUAACCAAGGUGGUGGCCAUCAUCCCGGCGUUCUUGCUGGCUCGAAUCGGAGACAAGGGCUAUCGGAAAGUUCCUGUAGUAGUGCCCCUUGUCGGUUACUUCAUUUCACGUGGGUUGCUGUUGUUUGUCAUUGCGUUUAACUGGACAGUAGAAGUGAUGUACGCGGCUCCCAUCGUGAACGGUCUCUGCGGCGGCUUCUCGUCCUACUGGCCCGGCGUGAUCGUACUGGUGUCGCUGAGCACGAGCGAGCAGGACAGGUCUCUGCGCAUCAUGUGCAUAGAGCUCACGUACGGUAUAGCAGGCUUCCUGGGGAGUCUCGCGUCAGGUCACCUGUUCCAACUCUAUGCGCUCGAGCACCGGCAGGGAGUUGUGCUCGCGUGCGCGAGCGUGAUGCUGUACUUUCUGUGCCUCGUGUACGCGGCGUGUAUCUUUCAAGUCGGCACGCGCACGCCGCCCGCGGACGCAGAUGAGAGGCGAGAUGGUGAGAGGGUCGGGAUCCUGAGCAGCGUCAAGGCCAACGUCGCGCUCCUGUUCGCCGCCGGGAUCCUGUACGACAUGGCGGUGGGGGGUGGCGUGGAGAUCAUGAGCGUGUACGUGCUGGUGGAGCCGCUGAACUGGACUGCCACGCAAGUGGGCUACGGCAACGCCGCCGGCUCGGUCAUUUUCAUUACCAGUUUCCUCGGCGUGAAGCUGUUCACACGGUGCUCCCUGAGUGACACAACCAUGAUCCUGAUAGGCAUGUUCUCCUUCCUCACAGGAAUCUACUUCAUGACCUUCGUUACAACCACCGCCACGUAUUUCUUAGCUCGUUCGCUCACUUUGUUCGCACUCAUUCCUAUGCCCAUCAUUCGCUCACUUCUGUCCAAGCAGAUCCGAGGAUCAUCAUAUGGAAGGACUUUAACAGGGCUUCAGCUGUCCUUCCAAUUGGCUGGUUUAGCUACAACCCCUAUCUUCACCAAGGUCUACCAGUCCACACUGCACACCCUUCCAGGGUUUGUCUUCACCCUAUCGAGUAUCAUCACAUUCCUCGCCAUGAUUCCCAUCAGUAUUGUCGGCUGUCGUUCUGCAAGGCGGGAAGGCUAUGAGAGAUUUUAAGGGAAUUGAAGCUUCAUGCAGGGCAGCUCCAGGGUUCAAAUUUCCGUAUGCGCAGUUUCACAGGUGCUACCAUGUUGCUCUGGAUUCUCAGGUUUCCUCAAGCCAUCCAAAAACAUGCUAGUAGGUGGACUCGCUAUGAUAAAUUGCCCUUGGUGUGAGCGCAUAUGCAUAGAAGCUAGAACCAGCUAGAAGCACUUAGUGAAGAUGAAUGAUUAAAUGAUGAAUGAAUGAACCUUUAAGCAUGGUACAUUUCCAAGUAACAAUGUUUUAAUUACCAAAAAAUGUUUACUGGGAUCUUGUCAUUGUCAGUUCACUGGUACUUUGUAGUGUAUAUGUAUAUAUAUAUAAUAUAUAAUAUAUAUAUAUUUUUCUUAGUUGUGUGUUAUAAACAGUG
Hemibagrus wyckioides is the source of this 1857-nucleotide messenger RNA. RefSeq names its product thymic stromal cotransporter homolog. Gene Ontology annotation, cellular component: membrane. The record is from RefSeq and is a predicted model, not a curated record. Bases 189 to 1463 code for a protein of 424 amino acids. The transcript is spliced from 4 exons. Gene Ontology annotation, molecular function: transmembrane transporter activity. Gene Ontology annotation, biological process: transmembrane transport. Lineage: Eukaryota; Metazoa; Chordata; Actinopteri; Siluriformes; Bagridae.